AUGUUGACCGUCAAUUGGUGGAUAAAUGUCAUUACACCGUGUACGAUUAUAGUUACGAUCGCCUAUUAUUUCUGCGUAUCGACCUUUAAGAAAUGGAAAAAGCUCAAAGUACCUUACAUUAAGCCGAUCCCGUUGUUUGGAAACUUUUUUAAUGUAAUUUUGGGAAAGGAACAUCAUUUGGAAUUUUACGACAAAAUCUAUCACAAGUUCGCCGGUCAUAAAUAUGCAGGAGUGUACCAGAUGAGGACGCCUUAUCUAAUGAUUAUCGAUCCAGAAAUAAUCAACGACGUGCUAAUAAAAGACUUCUCGACUUUCCCCGACCGUGGUUUUCACUCGGAUUUUAAGGCCAAUCCGUUGUCGAACAACCUGUUCCUCAUGGAAAAUCCUCAAUGGAAAAUAAUAAGAAACAAACUGACGCCCGCUUUCACGUCGGGAAAGCUCAAGGUAAUGUACGAUCAGAUCAAAGAGUGCGGCGAAGAACUGAUGAAAAACAUCGAUAUCGAUUUAAAUAAAAACAACAACGAAAUAGAAGUACGGGACAUCAUGGGAAAGUAUUCGACCGACGUCAUCGGCACUUGCGCUUUUGGGCUCAAGUUGAACUCUAUAAACGAUGACGAAUCCCCAUUUCGUAAAUAUGGCAAAACAAUAUUCGCACCUUCACUAAGAAUGAUCUUCAAAGAACUGUGUGUGAUGAUAAGCCCUGAGCUUUUGAAAGUCGUAAAAGUGAAAGAUUUGCCAAAGGCCUCGAGUGACUUUUUUCACGCGGCUUUUAAAGAGACGAUGACAUAUAGACUGGAAAAUAAAAUAGUCAGAAAUGACUUCGUCCAUUGUUUAAUGCAAGCCAGAAAUGAUUUAGUUUUGAACACAGAUUUACCUAAACAUGAAAAAUUUACCGAAUCACAAAUCGUAGCAAAUGCUUUUGUAAUGUUUGCGGCUGGUUUUGAAACUGUAUCUACUACCGUGAGUUAUUCUUUGUAUGAAUUAGCAUUAAAUAAAUCUAUUCAAGACAAAGUACGGGAAGAGAUUCAACUAAAACUGUCGAAAAAUGACGGACAAAUUAAUCAUGAGUUUUUAAUGGAUCUUCAUUACUUGGAUAUGAUUAUUGCAGAAACACUCCGCAAGUAUCCUCCACUGAUUUUUUUGUCAAGAAAAGCAUCACAAAAAUAUCGAUUACCCAACGAUUCAUUAAUAAUUGAAAAGGGCCAAAAAAUAAUAAUUCCAACUUAUGCAAUGCAUCACGAUAGUAAGUAUUACCCGGAGCCUGAAAAGUUUAUUCCUGAAAGAUUUUCGGCUGAAGAAAAAGCAAAGCGGCCAAAUGGUAUUUAUCUGCCAUUUGGUGAUGGACCUCGAAUUUGUAUAGGAAAACGUUUCGCAGAGAUGGAAAUGAAAUUGGCAUUUGUGGAAAUGUUAACCAAAUUUGAAGUAUUUCCAUGUGACAAAACGGAAAUUCCUCUAAAAUAUUCUAAAAAGACUUUCACAUUGAUGCCAGAACACGGAAUUUGGUUAACAUUUAAAAGAAUUAAUUAA
This is a messenger RNA of Macrosiphum euphorbiae (potato aphid), 1527 nucleotides long. NCBI's taxonomy places the organism in Eukaryota, Metazoa, Arthropoda, Insecta, Hemiptera, Aphididae. The record is from the annotation of a GenBank genome assembly.